Messenger RNA from Eleginops maclovinus (Patagonian blennie), 1456 nucleotides. RefSeq names its product WD repeat domain 4 (gene wdr4). Gene Ontology annotation, cellular component: cytosol; nucleus; tRNA methyltransferase complex. NCBI's taxonomy places the organism in Eukaryota, Metazoa, Chordata, Actinopteri, Perciformes, Eleginopidae. The record is from RefSeq and is a predicted model, not a curated record. Bases 70 to 1293 code for a protein of 407 amino acids. The transcript is spliced from 11 exons. Gene Ontology annotation, biological process: tRNA modification; RNA (guanine-N7)-methylation. Gene Ontology annotation, molecular function: protein binding.
AAAUUAUGACUGUCACGUGGGCUAGCGUCACAUCCAUGGCUACCGUCGCAUGAUACACACUCAGCAGCCAUGCCUGCUGUCGGUUUCUGUGGAGAGUGGUUUAUUUUCACCUGCGACAAGAAACUCGUAGCAAUUCACACCAAACAAGCCAGAGAGGCCUUUGUGUUUGACUGCAGCACUGCUGACAAGAAGCCCAACAAUACAAAGGAUGUCAGUAACAGUGAUGGCGGUGCCUCAGAGGAAACAGGAAGUGAUAGAGUCCUUGCCUUUGCUGUUUCUCCUUCCGGAAAGCUGGUGGCGCUGACUGAUGAUUCCAAGAGACUGGUCCUGUUUCGCUGUGAGCCUUCAUGGCAGUGUAUCAGCAUCAGGUGGGUGGUGAGGAGGUGCACCUCCCUGAUGUUCAGCCAGGCAGAGGACCAGCUCCUGGCUACUGAUAAAUCAGGAGAUGUGUACUCCUUCUCAGUGGGGGAGCCGCAGAGAGAGGGCGUGCUCAAGCUGGGCCACCUGUCCAUGUUGCUAGCCAUGAGCAUGUCGCCGGACGACAAGUACAUCAUCACAGCCGACCGCGACGAGAAGAUCAGAGUGAGCCACCUGAGGUCUCCGUACAACAUCCAGUCCUUCUGCCUGGGACAUCAACAGUUUGUCAGCGCUCUGUUGGUGCCACCAGGCCACCCACACUGGCUGCUGUCUGGAUCAGGGGACGGGACCAUAAAGCUGUGGGACUACGAGUCAGGCCGUAAGCUGCAGAGCUGGGACCUGAAAGAGCUUGAAGAGACACCAAGCUCUGAGGCUGACCAGCAGAAGAACCCAACUGUGAGCCGCAUCAGCUGCUCCCGGGAUGCUCGCCAUGUAGCCGUGCAGUGUGAGAGAGCGGACACACUUCACUUCUUCACUGUGGACCAGGAUGGGGAGAAUAAACUUGUGCCUCACAGAAGGCUCUCCCUGCCCCACCUCCCCCUGGACAUGACCUUUGACCUGGAAGGUCAGCUAUGGGUGCUGAUGGACUCCGGAGAUGCACCACUCCAAAUAUACACCCACAGACGAGGCUCCUGGGAGUGUAAUGCUGAGAGCCCUGAGCUGAGCAGAGUGACUGAGGCCAUCAAACCGCACUGGGAGACACUGGAGGCCUCCUUAAGGACUGACAGCCGCUUCGAGCACCUGUACAAGGUGAACUUCGACAACGUGACGACGUACCUGCAGAAGAAGCAGCAGAGACUGGAGGAGCAGCAACUGAAGAGGGUGGGGGCACAGAAAGCCAACAGCAACAAGAAGGCCAGGAAAGAGAAGUUGUAACAAAGUGAUCUUCCUGAACGGACACGGAACAUUUAUUUUUGAAGCUUUGUGUGAUUGAUACGAGUGGAAUGCGAUUAUUUGAUGAAACACUUGAGAGCUUGUGCUUCACCACAUGGCAGUGUGGCUGAUGUAUAAAUAAACGUUGCAGCGAUCUUCCAACUGU